CGUUCUGUUCUGACUGACUGACAGCCAGCCUGCUUUCCGUCAGCGUAUUUAUUGUUGCAAAUAAUCCGUGGCUCUUGAAAAUAUCUUUAUUUUGAUUCAUAAUUACAUUCAAAAUAACAUUUGGUUACUAAAAUGUUUAAUAAAUUCCUUGUGUCAUAGUGGUGACUUGUGAAAGAAAUGGUCGGACUCCAUUGCUGUGCGGACAAUGUCGAUUUAUGGAUCUGUAUACAACAGGACAAAACGAAAGUGAAUAAAUAGUGUAGCGUGCGGAUUUCGGUGUUAAUUGUUCCUAGUUACCAAGAUUUUUGUAGUUAAAAUGGCACAAACUGUGCGUCGGGCGAUUGAAGGGAGAUAUCCUUCCUGCUAUAUUCCUAAAAGAUUAAAAGAACGCAAAGCAAAAGCUGGAAUGUUGAGGGUAAGCCGCCCUGACAAACCAGAAGACUUUGUGUGCUACUCGGACAGCGACAGUGAGGAGGAGACUCCGUUCCAACAGCACCGCAUACUCACUACCUCAUACAACUUUGUGGACUAUGUCCGCUCUAGAGAAAUACAAGCCCCGGAGCCUAGAUCCGUGGAUCCCCUCUACGCCACCCGCCACAUGCUCACUCGGGAUCUGUUCCGAGAGACCCCUCUCAACCUGGGCAAUAUGAACAAGGUGUUUUGUUCACAAUGGCUCUCAGACCGACAGGUUGUCUUCGGGACCAAAUGCAACAAGUUGAAAGUAUACGACGUCCGCACACGGUCUUUAGAUGACAUACCCACAUUACGGCCGCGAGCGCCCUGGGCCGGGGCCGAGCAUCAAACCGGCAUACACGCGCUACAGAUCAACCCCUCCAGAACACUGCUGGCGACGGGAGCGCAGAAUUCCUGUGAACUCGCCAUCUACAGCUUGCCUACGUUAGACCCCGUUUGCGUCGGAGAAGCGCACAAAGAUUGGAUCCUGGACAUGUGCUGGCUGGACGACGAGUUCCUGGUGACGGGGUCGCGCGACUCCAAGCUGGCGCUGUGGCGCGCGCCGCCCGCGCCGGCGGAGGGCGAGGCGGCGCCCAGCCACGCCUACAUCCAGCCCGUCGUCGCCAGGGAGUGCCGCUCCGGUCAAAAAGUCCGCGCGCUAACCUUUAACCCCCGUUGGCGCGAAAUCGCCGCUUUGACUCUCAACGGCUACAUCCACGUGUUCAACGCAGAGACCUUCAAGCAGACCUUAUCCAGGAAACUGCCUUCGUGCCAGGACCUUGUAUGCCUUGCCACACAGGAAAGCGGCAUCUACGCGAUAGGCUGCAAAUCCUACACGUUACUGUUGGACUGCCGCACUCUGCAGUCCGUCCGGAAGAUAACUUCGCGGUACAACGGCUGCGGGAUCAGGUCUGCCAGCUUUAGAGGCAACAUGCUCACCAUUGGGACUGGUCUAGGUUUGCUAAUGUUCUACGACAUGCGAGCGGCGAAAUAUUUAGAGAGCCACAUACACUCGUCCAAAACUGUCACGCUCAGGGCUUCCAGGGGAUAUGUGUUCCCAGAUGAAGAAGCGGACGGCUUCAACCAAGUGAAAUACGUCCCCGCCAUCUACACGCACUGCUACGACUCCUCCGGAACUCGUAUAUUCACUGCCGGCGGCCCACUACCGGCUCCCCUUAUAGGCAACUACGCCGGCAUCUGGCAGUGAUACUUACUCUAAUAAAAUUAUGAUGGAAAUGGGCAUUGGCAUGUUUUAGGUGAAUAAUUGUAUUAAACUGCGUUGGCGCCUGACAGUGAUAGUUACACACCAAGUUCAAUAAGUUCCCGCCAUCUACACGCACUGCUACGACUCCGGAAUACGUAUAUUCACUGCCGGAGGCUCGGAGGAUAGUAGUCUCGUGAUACUCUCAAAUUAUAAUAACGUGAUGGAAACUGGACAUUGCCAUAUUCUUUUGAUAAAAUAAUUUCACUAUAUUACACUUACCGCAUCACCAAAAAGCAAUAAAAGUACCUACCGUAUUUUAUAU
Cydia splendana is the source of this 1979-nucleotide messenger RNA. RefSeq names its product DDB1- and CUL4-associated factor 12 homolog (gene DCAF12). The transcript has 10 exons. Gene Ontology annotation, molecular function: protein binding. The coding region runs from base 317 to 1660 and encodes 447 amino acids. NCBI's taxonomy places the organism in Eukaryota, Metazoa, Arthropoda, Insecta, Lepidoptera, Tortricidae. Gene Ontology annotation, cellular component: Cul4-RING E3 ubiquitin ligase complex. The record is from RefSeq and is a predicted model, not a curated record.